UAUGUUUAUGCAUGUGACAUUAUGCAAGCAACGUAUUAAUAAAAAGUUGUUCUUGUUUUAGUUAUGUAUUUAAAGGGUUAGAUGAUGUGUUUAUACUAAGCGUAGUUAGCCUUCCUACCAUACUGAUACUGGGCAAAAUUCUACACGAUAUUUUUAUUUAACUACUGCUGCUUUUGAAUUAGCGUUGUACACUUUUAAAUUGUAUUUAACAAAACUUAUGUUGGUAGAAACAGUGAUUUAGAAAAGUUGGAGCCAGUUUGGAGUCGCCAGGGUUGAUUAUUCGCAGGGUUCUUUCAAGCUUUGAGGAAAAAAUGAAUGACGAAGAUAGGAAGUUAAGCAACGUACAUCAGGGAUGGAUCUUACUUAGCAGAAUUUCUGAUGGGGAAAGGAUACCUCGUUCAUGGAAUUAUUAGGAGGUCUAGUUCAUUUAAUACAGGCAGGAUUCAACAUUUGUAUUCAAAUCCGACCACGCACAAAGGUGGUCGGAUUGAAUUACAUUACGGCGACUUGACAGAUAGCAGUUGUUUAGUCAAAAUUAUAAACAAAGUGAAACCAAAUGAAAUAUACAAUUUGGCAGCACAGAGCCAUGUUAAAGUAUCCUUUGACUUAAGCGAAUACACAGCAGAAGUGGACGCUGUCGGAACGCUGAGACUACUUGAUGCCAUAAGGACAUGCGGUCUGGAGAAAAAUGUCAAAUUUUAUCAAGCAUCCACGUCGGAAAUGUUUGGAAAAGUAAUGGAAAUCCCGCAAAAAGAGACAACCCCUUUUUACCCUAGAUCUCCAUAUGCUUGCGCUAAGUUGUAUGCUUAUUGGAUGGUGGUUAAUUACAGAGAAGCAUAUGGAAUGUUUGCCUGCAAUGGUAUUUUAUUUAACCAUGAAAGCCCAAGGAGGGGUGAAAACUUCGUGACGAGGAAAAUAACAAGAUCAGUAGCUAAAAUAUAUCUAGGGCUGCUGGACUGUAUGGAAUUGGGAAACUUGGAUUCAAAAAGAGACUGGGGCCAUGCAAGAGACUAUGUAGAGGCAAUGUGGAUGAUGCUUCAACAAAAAGUACCGGAUGAUUUUGUGAUCGCAACAGGGCAAGCAUACAGUGUAAAGGAUUUUGUCGAAGCCGCUUUCCUCCACAUAGGAACGGAAAUUAUUUGGGAAGGCUCGGGGCUUGACGAAGUCGGAAAAGAGAAACACACGGGGAUCGUCAGGGUAAGGGUGAACCCGAAAUAUUUCAGGCCGACGGAAGUCGACACAUUGCUCGGUGAUGCAUCAAAGGCAAAUAGCGCAUUUGGAUGGGCUCCGAAAGUUACCUUCAAGGAAUUAGUACGGGAUAUGAUGGAAGCGGAUAUCAAACUCAUGACUGAAAACCCGACUGCGUAGGAGUUCAGUUUUCAAGAUUGGACAUGACUAAUGGCUCUGUUCCUUGCGUAACCUUGAAAUAUGCAAAAAUGCAUAAAUUUUUGUACAAAAGUGAGUGAGUGUGAAAAUAUUUAUAUAUGUAUUAUCGUUUUUGUCGCUUGCAAUUUUACUUCGUGUCAGUUAUAUAAUCAUACAAGUAUGUUUAUCUUGAAAAGGAUAAUAAACUGGAAAGAAACAUUAUGUACCAUAUACAAAUCAACUGAAAAGACUAUCAUAGUAAAAUGCUCAAAAUAGUAUUUAAAAAAAAAAAUUCAUUAAGGUUUAUUUUCAGUUUUCCCAUAAAAUGUAUUUAAUGC
Messenger RNA from Cimex lectularius (bed bug), 1703 nucleotides. It is a transcript of the gene Gmd, whose product is annotated as GDP-mannose 4,6 dehydratase. Gene Ontology annotation, biological process: GDP-mannose metabolic process. Gene Ontology annotation, molecular function: GDP-mannose 4,6-dehydratase activity. Bases 379 to 1368 code for a protein of 329 amino acids. The record is from RefSeq and is a predicted model, not a curated record. NCBI's taxonomy places the organism in Eukaryota, Metazoa, Arthropoda, Insecta, Hemiptera, Cimicidae. The transcript has 7 exons.